This is a messenger RNA of Saxophila tyrrhenica, 2001 nucleotides long. It is a transcript of the gene MIF2, whose product is annotated as mitotic fidelity of chromosome transmission- protein. Gene Ontology annotation, molecular function: centromeric DNA binding. The record is from RefSeq and is a predicted model, not a curated record. Gene Ontology annotation, cellular component: kinetochore. Lineage: Eukaryota; Fungi; Ascomycota; Dothideomycetes; Mycosphaerellales; Extremaceae. The coding region runs from base 1 to 2001 and encodes 666 amino acids. Gene Ontology annotation, biological process: attachment of mitotic spindle microtubules to kinetochore; kinetochore assembly; spindle attachment to meiosis I kinetochore. The transcript is spliced from 5 exons.
AUGGCGCGAGUAGCGAAGAAGGCGAAGGGCAGCACACCGGGACGGCCGAAGAAGAAGGACAACCAGUUCUUUGAUGUGGGCAAGGUCGGGCGCAAAACCGGCAUCACAUUAGAAGACAAAGGCGUCCGCGACGAGCAUGGCUUGGAACCCGUCUCUCAUAUCUUCUCCUCACCCGGCUCACCUUCACGAGAUCACCUGGACAGCAGCGAUGCGCAUAUGCACGAGAGCUCAGGCCCAGAUGUAGAUGUUACGCUCGCUUCGCGCAAAACGCCGCGACUUCCGCCUGCGCGCGCAUCGACGCCGAAGCACACGAAUAUCGGAUCGCCGAAACGCGCCUCUACGGGAAGACCUGCCCAGCAGCGCAUGAAUACACCUGAGGAGGAAGGCACACCUGCACGUGUGCGCUCGCAGCUGCGUCCGAAUCGAGUGCUGGACUUUGGAGAGGGCGGGGUCAAGCAGAGUAUUGAGAGCCCGAGUCCGUUCAAGCCGAGACAUGUCUUGCGGAGGUCGCUUGGUGUUGGAAAGUCGAACCCUUUUGCUUCGCCGGCGACUUCGAAAGCUACGCCAGCUGAAGUGACGAUCGCUGAGGAGGACGAGCAGGAAGCGGAAGGCGCGGAGCUACCCGUGGAUGAUGGACCGCUGAUCUUGGACGAUGAUGAGGACUCUCACGAUGCCGUGCCUCAGCAUGAUGAAGAAGAGGCGCAAACUGGCGCUGCCGAAGAAGAGGAGGAAGAGCAAGAAGUUCAGGAAGUCCCACAGAAGAGGAAGUCAGGACGUCCACGAAAGUCUGGCAGCUCUGUGAACAGCAGCCAGAUCCAGCACACACCUCCAGUCGCACCGAUGGUAUCGAGUAGGAAACGAGAUCGAUCGACGCUGGAGAACAGCCAACUUGAGGAUGCAAGCAUAUCUCAAUCGCAGAUCAGCCAAACUGGACGCGCGCAGAAGAAACAGCGCGGAGGAAGACCGUCUCUCAACAAGGUCAUUGUGCACCACGAUGAGGGAGAUGAGGCUGUUGACCCAUCAGUGAUCGCGCAUGGCGACGAGUAUGUUGUGGAAGAAGACGCGAGCGUGCCCGCAGAGGAGCCCGAGGAGCCCGCGCCAGCCAAACAGAAAGGCAACGGAAAGAAAUCAAAGGCACCAAAAGAGCGCGACCCCAAUCGAGCUAUGCGAGGUCAAAGCGAGCAAGUGAAACUCAACGACUCGCCGUCCAAACUCCGCGACCGUCGUGAAGGCAGCCGCAGCCUCAGCGUGGGCCCCAUCAGCAACGUACACCUUCGCGCCGCCACCCCGUACGAAGACGCAGGCGAACGUACUUCUCGCUAUGGUCGCAACCUGGUGCAACCGCUCAAAUACUGGGCCAACGAGAUGCGCCUCUACAAGAACGGCGAGACCGCGGGCAUCGUCAGGGCAGAUAUUGUCUCCCCGCCGAAGCGCCGGAAGCCAGUCAAGAAGAAGACCAAGAAGAAGAACAAGGGCGGUAAUGAUCUGAACGACAUUGACGAGGAGAGCGAUGCGGAGAGCACACACCCUGAUGAGUGGGAGGAAGAGGUUGGUGUCAUUGCUGGGGAUGUGGCGAACUGGGAUCCGGAGAAGCAGCAGGGUGACCCUGAGGAUCUGGUUCGCGAAGACCUCGCCUUCGCCUCCAACUCCAUCGUAGCCAAAGACGUCGCCAACACGACCUUCAAGUACGCCAAAAUCAUGACCCUCCCCUUCUUCGGCUCCGGACUCGUCGAGCUCCCGCCUGGCGGCGAGAAGCGCGCGAAGAAUUGCCGGAAGAUGCAGAUGUGCUUCUUUGUGCAUGAGGGGAAGGUCAUGGUGGAGGUGUAUCCGGCUGGGAGGGGAGGGGACGAGGCGGGAGAGGUGACGCAGUUUGCGAUUGCUAAGGGUGGGGUGUGGGUUGUUCCGAGGGGUAACAACUACUCCAUCCUCAACGAGAGCACGACGAAGACGGCGCGGAUUUUCUUUGCGCAGGGGUGCGAAGUUGUUGAGAUGGGGAAGUGA